Messenger RNA from Rotaria sp. Silwood2, 555 nucleotides. NCBI's taxonomy places the organism in Eukaryota, Metazoa, Rotifera, Eurotatoria, Philodinida, Philodinidae. The record is from the annotation of a GenBank genome assembly.
AUGUUUGUCAACAAUCGAAUUAAUGUGUAUGUUCGUCGUUACCGUCAUGAUCCAAGACGUUUUGAACGUUCUCAACCACGUACUCAUAAAGGUGGCGGUCUUGGUGUAUGGUCAUGUUUGUCGAAUUAUGGUUUAGGUGAUUUAAUAUUUUAUGAUGGUCGUCUUAAUUCCUCAGAAUACAUUAAUAUACUGGAUACACAUUUAAAAUCAGCAUACAGUCUUUUUCCAAAACGUUAUCGCGAUAAAAAAAUGUUUCAACAAGAUAAUGCAAGACAUCAUGUAUCAAGAAAGACACAAGAAUAUAUAAAAAAACCUCAUAUUACUAUAUUAGAAUGGCAGGCUAGUUCGACCGAUCUCAACUUGAUCGAAAACAUAUGGUCAAUUGUGGACAAGAAAUUGUUAAAAUAUUUACUUAAAAACGUUGACGAUUUAAAAGCAGCUAUGAAUACAAUAUGGAAUGAUAUAUUAAUUGAUACUAUUCAAAAACUUUAUAAAUCAAUAAACAAUCGUUUGAAAGAAGUCAUAAAACGAAAAGGUUUAUCGUGUAAUUCAUAA